GGAGCGCCCCGCCCCCUCGCCGCGCUCCGCCAUGGCCGCCAUGGAGAAGCUGAUGCGGGCCUUCGAGGCGCUGCGCUCCUUCCAGCAGCAGCCGCCGCCGCCGCCGCCGCCCAGCCCCGCCGCCCCCGCGCCCGAGGAGCCGCCCGCCCGCCCAAAGAAGGAAUUGUCCACAUCCAAGAAAGACCGAGUCAAUCAUUGCCUGACAAUAUGUGAAAACAUCGUUGCUCAGAGUUUAAGGAAUUCUCCGGAGUUUCCAAAGUUGUUGGGGAUCGCCAUGGAACUCUUCCUUCUGUGCAGCGACGAUGCAGAGUCUGAUGUCAGGAUGGUCGCCGACGAGUGUCUCAAUAAAGUGAUAAAAGCGCUGAUGGAUUCUAGUCUCCCUCGGCUACAAUUGGAACUCUACAAAGAGAUUAAAAAAAACGGUGCUUCCCGGAGUCUGCGGGCUGCUCUGUGGAGAUUUGCUGAGCUUGCACAUCUUGUGAGACCUCAGAAAUGCAGGCCGUACUUUGUGAACCUCCUGCCCUGCUUAACCCGGGUCAGCAGGCGGCCCGAAGACUCCGUGCAGGAAACCUUGGCGGCGGCGAUGCCCAAAAUCAUGGCAGCUUUUGGAAAUUUUGCGAACGACGGCGACAUCAAGGUUUUAUUGAAAGCUUUCAUAGGUAAUCUUAACUCCAACUCUCCCACCAUCCGUCGGACGGCGGCUGCAGCCACGGUGAGCAUCUGUCAGCAUUCACGAAGGACACAGUAUUUUUACACCCGGUUGCUUCAGGUGUUGCUAGGGCUGCUGUGUCCCAAGGAAGAAGAGCAUCCCAGCGUCUUGAUCCUCGGGGUGUUGCUCACCCUGAGGUACCUGAUCCCAUUGCUGCAACAGCAGGUGAAAGACACCAGCCUGAAAGGCAGCUUCGGGGUGAUACAGAAGGAAACCGAGAUCUCGCCUUCCUUGGACCAACUCAUAGAGGUGUAUGAACUGAGUCUCCAGUACACCCAGCACCGGGAUCACAACGUUGUGACCGGAUCCCUGGAGCUGUUGCAGCAACUCCUCAGGACGCCUCCCCCCAACCUCCUCUUGGUCCUCACGAUGCGUGGGGGGCUUUUGCAAGCCAGCGCAGCCGAAGACGAGAUUGUGAGCAGAAGCCGCAGUGACAGCAUCGUGGAACUGAUAGCUGGAGGGGGGUCUUCCUGCAGCCCUGUUUUUUCCAGAAAACAAAAAGCUAAAGUCCUAUCAGGAGAAGAAGAAGGUCUGGAAGAAGAUACUGAAGCCAGAUCUGAAACCAGCCAAAUGGACUUUGCAGGGUCUGUGAAAAGCGAGCUCAGCAGCGAAUUGGCUCCCACCUCGGGCCUGGCGACAGCAGCCGUCUCGGCCUCCGAUCCUCCGGCUUGCGACAUCAUCACGGAACAGCCCCGUUCUCAGCACGUCCUGCAGUCCGAGUCGGAGCUCCCGGCAUGCGAUCCGACAGGCGCGGCCCCAAGAGCCGAUGCCGACGACGAGAUCCUGAGCCGGAGUUCCAGCCAGAUCAGCACCAUCCAGUCGGACAUGAACGACGGCACCUCGUCGCCCAUCAGCGACAGCUCCCAGACCACCACCGAAGGGCCGGACUCGGCGGUGACCCCCUCCGAUUUCUCCGAAAUGAUUCUGGAGGGUGGCGAGAAUCAGUACUCCGGAAUGCAGAUCGGUCAACUGCAGGACGAAGAAGAAGAAGCGACAAGCGAUCUACACAACGAGGCCCUGGAUCCUUCCCGAAAUUCUUGCCUCGAGCUUCAGCGAUCUCAUUUAGCGAAAAGCGUGAGCCACAGCCGGGAGCCUUCAAAUGGCAGCGUGGAGAAGUUUGCGCCGAAGGAAGAAGCUGAACUGGCUGACCACGGAAAUAAGCUCUCCAGAAUUAAAGGCGAUAUCGGGGGCUACCAGGAUGGAAGCGCUGCUCCAUUAGUCCAUUGUGUUCGCCUCCUGUCAGCCUCUUUUCUGCUCACAGGAGAGAAAGGGGCUCUGGUGCCGGAUAAAGAAGUCCGGGUCAGCGUGAAAGCCUUGGCCAUCAGCUGUGUGGGGGCAGCAGUGGCCCUUCACCCGGAAGCUUUCUUCAGCAAACUGUUCAAAAUGCCCGCUGAGAGUGCCAAAGAGGAAAGGGAAGAGCAGUACGUGAAGGACAUUGUGAAUUAUAUCGACCAUGGUGAUCCACAGAUCAGAGGCACCACUGCGAUUUUAUGCGGGACUAUUAUUUACUCCAUCCUGGUCCAGUCUUGCUUCAGUGUGGAGAGCUGGCUAGAAAAUAUAAAAGCAUCCCCAGGUACGCUGGUGGACUGUAUCUCCUUGCUCCAAAAGACCCUGAAAGACGAGUCUUCGGUCACGUGCAAAUUGGCCUGCAUAGCUGUGAGGCAUUGUAUCAUGAGCUUGUGUGGCAGCAGCCAUAGUUCCUUGGGGCUGCAAUUACUGGUUGACCUCCUGCUGCUAAGAAACUGUUCCUAUUGGCUGGUUAGGACGGAGCUUCUGGAAACGGUGGCUGAAAUAGAUUUUCGGCUGAUCCAAUUUUUGGAAGAGAGGGACAGCAACCUGCAUAGAGGGGAUCAUCAUUAUACUGGGCUGUUAAAACUUCAGGAGCGGGUUCUGAAGGAAGUGGUCAUUUCUCUCCUGGGGGACAAAGACCCCAGGGUCAGGCGCGUGGCAGCGGCUGCUUUAGUAAGGCUGGUUCCAAAACUGUUCUACAGUUGCGACGGAGGGCAGGCUGACCCAGUCGUAGCUCUGGCGAAGGAGCAGAGCAGCGUCUACCUGAAACUCUUGAUGCACGAAACGCCACCAGCUUCCCAGUUUGCCGUGAGCACCAUCACCAGAACAUACAGAGGAUACAAUCUGAUGCAAAGUCCAGCAGAUGUCAUGGUGGAGAACAAUCUUUCCAGAGUGAUCUCGGCGGUGUCCCACGCCUUGACAACGUCCCCUUCACGGUCUCUGACGUUUGGCUGCUGCGAAGCGUUGUGUCUUUUGUCCUCGUCGUUUCCGGUUUGCACCUGGAACGUGGGAUGGCAUUGUGGUUUUUUUCUCCUGGGAGGCGUGGAGGAGCCUCAGGAGAAGAGCACAAUUGGGAUGGUGGGCUUGCUGUUGUCCCUCCUUUCCUCCGUUUCGUUCCCUCUGGAUCUCUCUGCUCACCAAGAUGCUUUGGUCCUGGCUGGGAACUUGCUGGCAGCCAGCGCCUCCAAAUCUCUGCAAAACCCCUGGACGCACAGCGAGGACGAAGCGAGCGUUGCGGCCGUUAAGCAGGAGGACUCGUGGGCGGCCUUAGCUGACCAGACGCUGGCCCUGAUGGUGGACCACCUCUUUUCCCAUUUGCUGAAGGUCAUCAACAUUUGCUCCCACAUCCUGGACGAUGCCAUUCCCGGCCCGACACUAAAGGCCACGUUACCGUCUCUAACCAACCCACCUUCGCUGAGUCCAAUCCGUCGCAAAGGGAAAGAGAAAGAUGUUGCAGAACAAGCCACGGUAGCCAUAAGCCCUAAAAAGACGAGUGAAAACAGCCCAGCUCCCAGGCAAAGUGACAUUCCCAGCUCGGCUCCUCCAAGUAAAUCAUCCUCAACGUUGGGUAACUUCUAUCAUCUCCCAUCGUAUCUCAAGCUCUACGACGUCCUGAAGGCCACCUACGCCAACUAUAAGGUCACACUCGAUCUCCAAAACGUCAGUGAAAAGUUUGGUGCUUUCCUGAGAUCAGCUUUGGACGUUCUCUCUCAAAUCUUAGAACUGGCAACUCUACAAGACAUUGGAAAGUAUGUCGAAGAAAUUCUGUGUUACCUGAAAUCCUGUUUCAACAAAGAACCGGUCAUGGCAACGGUGUGCGUUCAGCAGUUACUGAAGACCUUGUUUGGCACCAACCUGGCCUCUCAGUUUGACAGCUGGUCUUCCAACUCUUGCCGAGCCCAAGGCAAAUGCCAGCGCCUGGGCUCCUCCAACUUAAGGCCGGGCCUUUACCACUGCUGCUUCAUGGCUCCUUACACCCAGUUCACCCAGGCUCUCGCCGAUGCCAGUUUGCGGAACAUGAUGCAGGCCGAGCAGGAACGCGACACCUCGGGCUGGUUUGACAUCUUGCAAAAAGUUUCUGCGCAACUGAAAACUGGCACCACAAAUAUGGCCAAGCACCGGGCUGACAAGAAUAUCAUCCACAACCACAUCCGUCUCUUUGAACCGCUUGUCAUCAAAGCACUCAAGCAGUACACCACCACCACGUCGGUGCAACUGCAGCGACAAGUCUUGGACCUUCUCGCUCAGCUCGUUCAACUGCGGGUCAACUACUGUCUCCUGGACUCUGACCAAGUUUUUAUUGGAUUUGUUCUAAAGCAGUUUGAAUACAUUGAAGUCGGCCAGUUCAGGGAAUCGGAAGCCAUCAUUCCCAGCGUCUUUUUCUUCCUGGUGCUGUUGUCUUAUGAGCGCUACCACUCCAAGCAGAUCAUUGGAAUUCCUAAAAUUAUUCAGCUGUGCGACGGGAUCAUGGCCAGCGGAAGGAAAGCCGUGACACACGCAAUCCCGGCUCUGCAGCCCAUCGUCCACGACCUCUUCAUCUUAAGAGGAGCAAAUAAAGCCGAUGCCGGCAAAGAACUGGAAACCCAAAAGGAAGUGGUGGUCUCCAUGUUGCUGAGGCUGAUCCAGUAUCAUCAGGUGCUGGAGAUGUUUAUCCUGGUGCUGCAACAGUGUCACCGAGAGAACGAAGAGAAGUGGAAGAGGCUGUCGCGACAGGUAGCAGACAUCAUCCUGCCAAUGCUGGCCAAACAACAGAUGCAGAUCGAUUCCCACGAAGCUCUGGGGAUACUGAACACUCUGUUUGAGAUCCUGGCCCCGUCCGCCCUGCGGCCGGUGGACAUGCUCUUGCGAAGCAUGUUCGUCACGCCCAGCACGAUGGCUUCCGUGAGCACCGUCCAGUUAUGGGUCUCCGGCAUUCUGGCCAUCCUGCGGGUCCUGAUUUCCCAGUCCACGGAAGACAUCGUCCUUUCCCGCAUCCAGGAGCUCUCCUUUUCCCCCCGUCUCAUCUCCUGCCAGACGAUUCACCGGCUGAGAAACGGGGGGAACAGAAUCCCUGCAACGCAGGAGACCGCCCCGGAGGAGCACGACCGCUUCCUGCCCGAAGAGACCUUUUCCAGAUUCCUAAUGCAGCUGGUGGGAAUCCUCUUGGAAGACAUCACAAGCAAACAGUUUCACGUGGAGAUGAGCGAACAGCAACACACCUUCUACUGCCAGGAACUGGGCACCCUUCUCAUCUGCUUAAUUCAUACCUUCAAAUCAGGAAUGUUCCGAAGAAUCACAGCUGCAGCUACCAAGCUUUUUACAGGGAACGGAGCCCACAGUCUCCAUUUCUACACCCUGGAGAGAUUAAACGACCUCGUCAAGUCCAUGAUAGCCACCCACCCAUCGCUGGUCCUUCUCUGGUGUCAGAUCUUGCUGCUUGUGAAUUACACCGACUCCUGCUGGUGGUCCAAAGUUCAUCAGACUCCCAAACGGCAGAGCCUAUCAAGUGCUAAAUUGCUCAGCCCUCAAGCCUGCGGGGGUCCCCGCGCAGAAGAUGGGAGCGCCAAACUUAGCAUCUGCAACCGAGAGAUCGUACGGAGGGGAUCCCUCAUCCUGUUUUGUGACUAUGUGUGCCAAAACCUGCACGACUCCGAGCACUUAACCUGGCUGACCGUGAAUCACGUCCAGGAACUGAUCAGUCUGUCUCACGAACCCCCUGUCCAGGAUUUUAUAAGCGCCAUUCACAGAAACUCGGCCGCCAGCGGGCUUUUCAUCCAGGCUAUCCAGUCACGAUGUGAGAACUUCGCCUCUCCGACAGCAGUAAAGAAGACCCUGCAGUGUUUGGAGGGCAUCCAUCUCAGCCAGUCGGGGGCCGUGCUGGUCUUGUACGUGGACAAGCUUCUCUCCACUCCCUUCCGUGUGCUGGCCCACAUGGUGGACACCUUGGCCUGCCGUCGCGUGGAAAUGCUUUUAGCGGCGUCUGUGCAGAACAGCACGGCUCAGUUGCCAGUUGAGGAGCUGGACCGAAUACAGGAAUAUCUUCAGAACACUGGAUUAGCCCACCGGCAUCAAAGACUCUACUCCCUGUUGGAUCGGUUUCGUCUAACGGUGGCUCCGGAAACCAUUAGCCCCUCGCCUUUGGUUACGGCACAUCCCCUGGAUGGGGGGAACCAUCCCGCUCUAGAAACUUUAAUUCCAGACAAAGAUUGGUACUGUUCGCUGGUGAGGUCCCAGUGCUACACCAAAUCAGCUUUCGCUCUGCCGGAAGGUGCCGAAUUGAUGAAUCGCCUUCCUGAACAAGAACUGGUUCCCUUUAUGAUGCACCAGGAUUUCAACAUCGGCCUGCUGGCCCCGUGUUUGAGCCUGGCUGGGCAAGAACUCUCCCGAGGGAUGAGGGGCCAUUUCGAAGCCGCCCGCCUGGUCACGCUGCACCAGGUGACGGAGGUGGUGCGCAAGCUGCCCGCCAACCACCAGGUCUUCCAGCCGAUGCGGCCGAUGGGAUCGUCCCCGUACUGGAACAAACUCGGCAAUAUUUACGGAGACCCAGAAAUUUUUCAGUUCACAAUGGUUCUAGCCCAAGCUUUAAGUCAGUAUCUGGUGUUGCUUUCCAAACUGCCAGCGUCUCUUCGCAUUCCCCGCGAGAAGGAAAGUGACAUUGUGAAGUUUGUGGUAAUGCUGCUAGAGAUGCUGUCUUGGCACUUAAUAUGCAAGCAGGUUCCCCUAAGUAUUGAUCUCCAGGCAGUGCUGGAGUGCUGUUGCCUGGCAUUGCAACAGACUGAGCUGUGGAAUCUCUGGGCAACAACAGAGUACACCAGCCAUUCCUGCUCGCUAAUCCAUUGCACCCGAUUCAUCCUGGAAGCAGUGGCAAUUGAGCCGGGAAAUCGCCUCCUGAGUCCAGAUAAAGGGAAGACGAUCCAGAAGGCCACCAGCGAGAAUGAUGGAAGGAGUUCAGAGACACCAAAUUCCGAGUAUAUUACAGCCACUUGUGAAGUGGUGGCAGAGUUGGUGGAAUGCCUGCAGUCUGUCCUGGCUCUGGGGCACAAGGAGAACCGCCCCAUCCCUGCAUUCCUGACCCCCGUUCUGAAGAACAUCAUCAUCAGCCUCUCUCGGUUACCCUUAGUCAACAGCUACGCGCGGGUUCCCUUCCUGGUCUGGAAGUUGGGCUGGUCCCCAAAGCCAACGGGAGAAUUCAGCACGACGUUUCCCGAAAUCCCGGUAGAAUUUUUUCAAGAGAGAGAAAUCUUCAAAGAAUUCAUCUAUCGCAUUAACACCCUGGGGUGGACAAACCGCAUGCAGUUUGAGGAAACCUGGGCCACCCUCCUGGGUGUCCUUGUGACCCAGCCGAUCACAAUGGACCCGGAGGACAACCAGCAAGAGGAAGACAUGGAAAGGACCCAGAUAAACGUCCUGGCUGUUCAGGCGAUCACUUCCUUAGUGCUGAGCGCAAUGACCAUCCCGCUGGCCGGCAAUCCGGCCGUCAGCUGUUUGGAGCAGCAGCCUCGAAACAAAACCUUGAAAGCUCUGGACACCAGGUUUGGGAGAAAACUGAACAUCAUCCGAGGAACCAUCGAGCAAGAGAUUCAAGAGCUGGCAUCUAAGAGAGACAACGUUGCUUGCCACCAUUUGUACCAGGUGUGGGACCCCGUUCCAUCCCUGGCCCCCUCUACUACAGGCGCCCUCAUUAGCCACGAAAAACUGCUGCUGCAAAUCAAUACGGAACGUGAAAUGGGGAACAUGGGGUACAAACUUGGACAGGUCUCCAUCCAUUCUGUGUGGCUGGGAAAUAGCAUCACGCCGUUGCGGGAGGAAGAGUGGGGUGACGAUGAAGAUGACGAGAGCGACAUGCCUGUCCUUUCUUCGCCCCCAUCCUCCCCAAUGAAUUCCAGGAAGCACCGCGCCGGGGUGGACAUCCAUUCGUGUUCUCAGUUCCUGCUGGAAUUGUACAGUCAGUGGAUUCUCCCAUCCAGCGAGAGCAAGAGGACGCCGGUCACCCUGAUCAGCGAAGUGGUCCGAUCCCUUUUAGCUGUCUCUGACUUAUUUACGGAAAGAAACCAGUUUGAAAUGAUGUACACCACCUUGACGGAACUGCGGAAGGUCCACCCGUCCGAAGACGAGAUCCUCCUUCAGUACUUGGUCCCUGCUCUGUGUAAAGCAGCUGCCGUUCUUGGCAUGGAUAAAGCUGUGGCCGAGCCGGUCAGCCGCCUGCUGGAAUCCACGCUCCGUAGCGCACACAUGCCCAGCCGAAUUGGAGCCCUGCACGGCAUCCUCUACAUUUUGGAGUGCGACCUCCUGGACGACACGGCGAAGCAACUCGUUCCGGUCAUCACCGACUACCUGCUGUCCAAUCUGCGAGGAGUUGCCCACUGUGUGAACCUCCACAAUCAGCAGCACAUCUUGGUCAUGUGCGCCGUGGCCUUCUACUUAAUCGAAAACUACCCCGCUGACGUCGGGCCCGAAUUCUCUUCAGGAAUUAUUCAGAUGUGCGGAGUGAUGCUGUCCGAAAAUGAGGGAUCUACUCCGUCGUUGAUCUAUCACUGUGUGCUCAGAGGUCUGGAAAGGCUCCUCCUUUCGGAGCAGCUGUCUCAGCUGGACUGUGAAGCCCUGGUCAAGCUGAGUGUGGACCGCGUGAACGUCCUCAGUCCCCACAGAGCCAUGGCGGCCUUGGGGCUCAUGCUGAGCUGCAUGUACACAGGAAAAGAGAAAGUCAGUCCCGGACGAAGCGCAGAUCACCACCCGGCAGCUCCGGACAGCGAAUCAGUCAUCGUGGCGAUGGAGCGAGUGUCUGUCCUCUUUGACCGGAUCAGAAAAGGCUUCCCCUUUGAAGCCCGGGUGGUCACUCGGAUCCUCCCCCAGUUUCUGGAUGACUUUUUCCCCCCGCAAGACGUGAUGAAUAAAGUGAUUGGAGAAUUUUUAUCCAACCAGCAACCCUACCCACAAUUCAUGGCGAAAGUACUCUACAAGGUCUUCCAGACGUUGCACACGACCGGUCAGUCCUCCAUGGUCCGGGACUGGGUGAUGCUGUCGCUCUCCAACUUUACGCAGCGCACGCCGAUCGCCAUGGCGAUGUGGAGCCUCUCCUGUUUUUUUGUCAGCGCUUCCACCAGCCAGUGGAUUUCGGGGAUUCUCCCACACAUUAUCAGCAGAAUGGGGAAAUCGGAGCAAAUAGACGUCAAAUUGUUUUGCCUGGUGGCCAUAGAUUUUUACAGGCAUCAGAUAGACGAAGAACUGGAUCGCCGUGCCUUCCAGUCGAUCUUUGAAGUGGUCUCCUCGCCGGGGAAUCCGUAUCACCACCUGCUGACUUGCUUGCAAAGCAUUCACAAGAUCACCCCGUGUUGAAGGAGGGCCGAGGAAGCACGGGAAGGACUAGGAAGUUGAACAAAAUGUGUCUCACGCAACGGAGGUCCCUGGCAAACCCUCGGCCUGGUUUUAUUUAAUUUUCCCUACGUAAUCGAGAUGAAACACGGUGGCUGGGCCAAGCGACACAAAGCACGGUUUUUGUGAAGCAAAAAUGACACCUAAGUAAGCUACGGACAAAAUAUUGACGCGAAGCAAAACAGCUCAUCUUGGCUUAAAUUUGUAUAUUGUUAAUCCUGAACCUCGUGAAUUCUGCAGUAUCGGCUCACGGACAUUUAAAAAGCCUUUAGUUUCAUCUAGCUGCAAGUGUCCUGUUGCGAUUUGUAGUUAUUUCCUAAGGUGACAGAGAGAAAAAGGGAAAAAACCACACUGAAUAUAUAUAUAUAUAUACAUACAUAUAUAUAUGCACACUCCAACAUAUUUUGGUCUAUAAGAGUGGGGAAAUGAGACAUGUGAUAAUAUACUUCCUUUUAUACCUCUAGAUUUAAAAGUUGGAUCAAUAUCUCGGUUUUAAAAACAGCCAAUGUAAAUAGUUCUAAAUGAUGUAUAGUACGUUAAGACACAGGAACGGAGUGAGGCUGGGAAGCACUUAAAAGGAUUAAAAGCGAGAUUUUGCCACGUAUGUUGAAUAGUUCGUUACCGUUUCCUAUCGUACAUUCCUUAGGCCUAUUUUUUUAAUGCACUCCCGCGUCACCUUUUAAACUCUCGUUUCAUCUUUUGUACGCUACUCUUUGAAAAGUUUAACUAUAUUGAUGAGUUUAAGUUGGACGUUUAAAAGAGAGAGAGAAUUUUAUGGAGGUGGUUUGGAUUCACCGGAAUUAGCACCGGGGGGGCGGGAGGAAGUGGACACUUUGCAAAACAAAAAAAACAACCCUUUGAAGUGAGCAUGUGUUAGGAAAUCUCUCCUUACAAUAAGGGCGCUUUGGGCGAAGUCAUUUUUGGACUGAAGUCACGGCAGUGGCUUUGGACUAAGAAAACUUUGCAAACGGACUGGGAACCAAUCCUGAUUCUUGUGACCUUUUCUGUGACUCUUUAGAGGACUUGAUCAACAGGCAAAUAGCACCUUGUGGUGGGACGGGAGUAAGUUUGGGAGUUUGGGAUCUGUAGUUCAAAACUGGACAGACUCGUUCACAAAAGCUGGCAAGGACGCUUCUCUUGUUUCUCUCUCUCCUUCUCGCACACACACAUAGACACAGCCCUGCACUAUUGCAAUCCCACACUCCCUGUCUCCCUUUCUCUCUGCAUGACUUCUGCUUCCCAGGCGGUCACUUUCCUAAAUUCGGCGGCUUCUCUCGCGCCCUCUUCUACUGAAAUGUAGCAGACCCUUCCCUUCUUUUCCAAAUCCAGAGGGGUCCAUCCGGGAAGGCAGCUGGCAAGAGGCUGGGCUGGCCCCAUCCUUCCCUUCCCUCUGCCAGCUGUGCCAGCUGUGAAGGCUGCCCAGCGCGAUCCAAGAGGCCAAGAACCAGGCCUCUUCCAGCCACUGGCUGCCAGUACCGCAGAGACUCUUCUGUGCCACUCCUCCCCCCCCCCCAGUCCAAGUGCAAGGAAUGCCCAGAAGCCCAUCAUCCUGGACCGGAAGUUACAGGACCACGUGCUUUUCCCAUGCGGAGCUAUGGGUGCCUCCUUGUGAGACCAAAUCGGGCUGGGACGUUCGGCCUUUUGAACGUUAGCCACAUUCCUGGGAUAGAAUUCAUCUCCAUAGUGUUUUUUUUUUCCUUGCUAACAAAAUUUAAAUUUUAUCGGAAGGAAUACGAGUUGCAUUGGUGUACAUAAUGUACGUAUAAAAUAUAUGCAACGGCCUUGGAUGUAUGCAUACAAAUUAUUUAUUAAACGGAGUUUAAACUAA
Crotalus tigris (Tiger rattlesnake) is the source of this 11177-nucleotide messenger RNA. RefSeq names its product huntingtin (gene HTT). The record is from RefSeq and is a predicted model, not a curated record. The transcript is spliced from 67 exons. NCBI's taxonomy places the organism in Eukaryota, Metazoa, Chordata, Lepidosauria, Squamata, Viperidae. Gene Ontology annotation, cellular component: nucleus; cytoplasm. Bases 32 to 9313 code for a protein of 3093 amino acids.